AUCCACUUAUCUCUCUGGGACAGACUCCCCAUAACCUCAGCUUCUAUAAAUCUUGCAUCUCUUGAUUCUCUUCUCCACACACACACAGAGUCAUUUAAGCACACCCAUCUUUCCAUUUAUUUAUUUGUAUUAUAAACUCUUGGGAAAUGUGUUUUGCAUCUGUCUGUCUAUUUUGGUUGAGUAGUUAAAGUACUGGAAAAUACAGAUAGACUCACUGAAGAAUAGUAGUUGGUCCAUAUACUAAGCUUCAUUUAUUGAUCAUUGCAAGACAGUGUUUUCAAGUACAUUUCUUCUUGUAUCACAUAACUAACUUCAUUGCUUCCUCUCUUUUUUCUUAAAAAUCAAUUGACACAAAUUAAGAUGGUUGAGGACAAGAACCUUGGUUUUGAGGUCUCCAUGUCACCACCACAGGGAGGCUCCAAGUGUUUCGAUGAUGAUGGUCGCCUCAAAAGAACCGGAACUGUUUGGACAGCAAGUGCUCACAUAAUAACAGCAGUGAUUGGUUCUGGAGUUUUGUCUUUGGCUUGGGCCACUGCACAACUUGGAUGGAUUGCUGGUCCAACUGUUUUGUUCUUGUUUUCUUUUGUCACUUACUACACUUCUUGCCUCCUUGCUGCUUGUUACCGGUCUAGUGAUGGCAAAAGAAAUUACACUUACAUGGAAGCUGUUCAAACCAAUCUUGGUGGCUAUAAGGUUAAAAUUUGUGGGCUGAUUCAAUACAUAAAUCUGUUUGGAGUUGCUGUUGGUUACACAAUUGCAGCAUCUAUAAGCAUGGUGGCUAUCAAGAGGUCUAACUGCUUCCAUGCAAGUCAUGCAAAGAAUCCAUGUUUGGUUUCUAGCACCCCAUAUAUGCUUGCUUUUGGUGCCAUGGAAAUUCUGUUCUCUCAGAUACCAGAUUUUGAUCAAAUAUCUUGGCUCUCCAUAGUUGCUGCAGUAAUGUCCUUCACAUACUCUGCAAUUGGCCUUGCACUUGGUGUUUCUAAAGUCAUAGAAACCGGAAAAUUCAGGGGAAGUCUCACAGGAAUCAGCAUCGGAACUGUCAGUGAAACUCAGAAGAUAUGGAGGAGUUUCCAAGCACUUGGAGCUAUAGCUUUUGCCUACUCUUACUCCCUCAUACUGAUCGAAAUCCAGGACACAGUAAAAUCCCCACCAUCAGAAACAAAGACAAUGAAAAAGGCUACUUUAAUCAGUGUGGCUGUAACCACUGUUUUCUACAUGCUCUGCGGCUGCUUUGGCUAUGCAGCAUUCGGGGACUUAGCCCCUGGCAACCUUCUCACAGGAUUCGGAUUCUACAACCCCUACUGGCUCCUCAAUAUCGCCAAUGCAGCCAUAGUGAUCCACCUUGUUGGUGCAUACCAAGUCUACUGUCAACCUCUAUUUGCCUUUGUCGAAAAAUUUGCCACUAAAACAUUCCCACAAAGUGACUUCAUUAACAAGGACUAUGACGUCCCCUUGCCAGGAGGCUUUACUUACAAGCUCAAUCUUUUCCGCCUUAUCUGGAGGACAAUCUUUGUAUGCCUAACGACAAUCAUAUCAAUGCUCAUGCCUUUCUUCAACGACGUUGUUGGAAUCCUUGGAGCUUUCGGGUUUUGGCCACUCACCGUUUAUUUCCCAGUCGAAAUGUACAUAGUUCAGAAAAAAAUUCCCAGGUGGAGCACCAGGUGGAUUUCUCUCCAGAUCCUAAGUGCUGCUUGUCUAAUAAUUUCUAUUGCUGCAGCAGCCGGAUCAUUUGCAGGAGUUGUCACUGAUCUCAAGGUCUAUAAGCCAUUCAAGACAAGUUACUGAUGAUCAUAGGAGCCUGCAAUCUUUAUUUUACCAAGCUUUCUCAAAAACAGAAAAACUUUACUUUGAGAUUGAAAGAUUCUCUUUCAUGUUCAUUGUAACAAAUUGUAAUGUCUUCAAAUUUUCUCUUUCCCCUGAAAUAUCAGGUCAUUGUAUGUAUCAACUAUCAUCAUAUCAGAAAUCAAGAGAACAAAUUUCAAAUAUUUUCCACAAAA
Molecule: messenger RNA, 1997 nt
Organism: Daucus carota subsp. sativus
Lineage: Eukaryota; Viridiplantae; Streptophyta; Magnoliopsida; Apiales; Apiaceae
Product: amino acid permease 3
Exons: 6
Coding region: 361-1785 (474 amino acids)
Biological process (GO): amino acid transmembrane transport
Cellular component (GO): membrane
Molecular function (GO): amino acid transmembrane transporter activity
Source: RefSeq, a predicted model, not a curated record